This is a messenger RNA of Cylindrotheca closterium, 762 nucleotides long. The record is from the annotation of a GenBank genome assembly. NCBI's taxonomy places the organism in Eukaryota, Bacillariophyta, Bacillariophyceae, Bacillariales, Bacillariaceae.
AUGCGUUGCAUACUCAAAGGCCUCUUCAUUGGCAGUAUUCUUCAGGCCUCAUCUUCAGCCUUUGCAUUUCACAAUUACGACAAAGCAUCAUCAAAGCAAUACCAAACUGGAAAUAACAACGUCAUUAUGGGAGGAAUGGAGGACAACGACCAGUCGUCGGGUGGAUGGGAUGACUAUGCGGAUGACUGGGAUAAUCAACCAGGUGUGAGAGAGUUUUCUCAGAAUACGAAAAAUGUCCUCAUGAAACAAGACAUCCCGGAAUCCUGGUCUCAAGCCACAAUCCUGGAUCUUGGCUGCGGAACAGGCAUCCUUUCGAGAAUGAUUGCUGGAGAAUGCAAGUCAAUAGUUUCGAUUGAUCCAUCUGGCAAAAUGGUCGACGUCCUGAAAAAGCAUAUCGAAAAUAACGAAGCCCUUCAAAACAUCCUCCCCGUCAAGGGAAUUUUGGACGAUGCCACGGCAGGAGAAUUUUUGGAAAAGAAACUUGGACCAUUCGAUGCCGUCGUUGCAAAUUCCGUUUGCAGUUUCGUUCCUGAUUACGACGCGCUUCUACUCAAUAUUCACAAGCUGCUAAAGCCUGGAGGAUACUUUGUCCAAGCAGAUUUCCGGCAGACAAAGGAACCACUGACGGAAAAUCAAGGGGAUGGCUUCCACGAGGCAUUUAUGCGCAAGGCAUACACCAAGGCUGAAUUGACGGUGAUUACCAUUGAGCCCAUGACCGUGACAGAAAACAACAUCAUCGUCGGGGUGUCGAAAAAGGAAUAA